AUGGAAACAUCAAAGCUUUUUUUCUAGAGACUUUUGAAAGUAUACCCGUUUAUAGGAAAUAACAUUUUUCCAGUGAAUUGGCCAAAAGUAUGUUAAGAAAUUCAAAUUCCUGAAAAUGAUUAAAAAGAAGGAAUUCCUGAUUCAGAUUUGCACCUGUACAUCCUAUAUACUAAAGAAAACAGUGGAACAGUUGCAGAUGCAGUUUUUUGCGCUUUGGCUGAUGAAGGCAUCGAAAGACCUACUUUUGGAAGAGUAAAUUUUAACUUAACAAAUAUGGAUAAAUUUGGGGGAGAUCCGGAAUCUUUUGAAAAUGAUUUAGAAACAACAAUUCAUGAAAUUUUACAUGUAGUAGGUUUCUCAGCAAACGCAAUGUACUAUUGGAUAAAUCCUGAAACAAAUGAACCUUUUAAAAUUUUAUAUAAAAAUAAAUUAUAAAAAGUAUAUUAUUACAGAGGAAUAAAAACAGCGCUAUUAACAUCAAAAAAUGUAGUAGAAGUAACAAAAAAAUAUUUUAAUUGCCCAACAGCUGAAGGAAUGUAAAUAGAAAAUUAAGGUGGUCAAGGAUCAAUUGGUGCUCAUUGGGAAAGAACUAUUAUUUAUAAUGAAAUGAUGACUGGAGCUGUAGUAUCUGUUGAUAGAGUAUUUUCAAUAUUUACAAUUGCUGCUUUGAAAGACUCUGGUUUUUACCCCGAAGUUAAUGAGAAUAUGUCAGAUGAUAUAUUCUGGGGAAAAGGUAAAGGUUGCGAUUUUUUAGAAAAAGCCUGUUAAAGUUAAACCGAAUAUCCUGAAUUUCCCACAAAUACUCAGGAUAUUCUAUGCUCAUUUGAAUUUGAUGGAUUUGGUAUUGCUCAAGUCGACAGAUAUGCAGACGGAUGUCUUAUAAUUUAACCUCCAAAUAAUUAAAUAUGUUCGAAUCCUAAUAGUAUAAAUGAUAAAGCUUAAAAACAUCAAGAAUAUUAAAAAUUAUCUAAUUAUUCAACUCAUAGUAAAUGCUUUUAAUCUACAGCUUCAAAAUCCUCAUAUAUAAAUAAUAAUGAAAGUAACUUAAGAUGCCAUCGAUUCAAAUGUUCCCCUGAUGCUUCUUUAAUAACCAUUCUUUUUCCCGAGAUUUAACAUUAAAUUAUUUGUAGAAAAAUAGAAUAAGGUUAAAAAAAGAAUAUUGAUGAAAGUGGCUUAAAAGCUAAAGGUUAAAUCACAUGUCCUUAAGAUUUUAAAAGAUUCUGCAAUUAUACCCCUAUAUGUCCGAAUUUCUGUUCCGAGCAAGGAGUUUGUGUAAGAGGUUAAUGUUUCUGUCAAUCCGGAUAUGGAGGAGUCGAUUGUUCUAUAAAAUGCUCCGGUGCAGUCCAUAAUCAAACUUGUAUUGAAAACUCAUAAUGUCCUUCAGGUUUAUUCUUGAACCCAGAUAAUACUUGCAAAUCAGAUUGUCCUUAAGGCCUAUUUGGAAGAUCAGGAAAAUGCCUACCCUGUGAUAGUAGUUGUUCUAGAUGUACAGGACCAUCAGCUAAUGAGUGUACUAAAUGUUAGUUUUUGACAUUAUUAUAAGAAAAUUAGUGUGUGGAAUAAUGUAAUGAGAAAUAUGGAUAUUCAUUUAAUUAGGCUUCUGGUAAAUGCGAGUCUGAGAUGUCCAGAAUUUGUUAAGGAAAUUGCUAAUAUUGUCAUAAAAAAAAUUCUCCUUUGUGUUAUACUUGCAAAACAGGUUUUUUCUUUUAUUAAGGUGAUAAGUCGUGUUUAAGUAAAUGUCCAUUAGGAUUUAUCGAGUAAUAAAAGACUUAAGAAUGCUAAGAACUCUCUGUUGGUUGUCUUUAAUAAAUUGAUUAUAAUACAUGUAUUUUAUGUGAUACUGUUAAAGGAUAUAGAUUAGAUACGGAUAAAAAAUGUACUUUAUGUAAGUAAAAUUGCAUAUAAUGUAAUCCUAAUGAUGCAAAAGAGUGUUUAGUUUGCGAGGGAAUUAAACUAAAAAAUUAUGACGGUAGUUGUGUAGAUAUAUGCCAAUAAGGUACUUUUUAUUCUGAUAAUAUUUAAAAAUGCGAAAAAUGUAGUGAAAAUUGUAUAUAUUGUGAUGGAAGAGGUUGCUCAAAAUGCAUAGAUGGUUAUUAUGCUGAAUAUAGAACUAAAUAGUGCUUUUAAUGUUCUUCUAAGUAUGCAAAUUGUUUAACUUGUGAUGAUUUCUCAUGUAAAAAAUGUAACCAUGGAUACUAAUUGGAUUCAAUUUAAACGAAUUGUGAAUAAGCCAUUUAAUAAUCUACUUAAGUAGAAUGCCCUUACGGAUGUGAAUAAUGUUCUUAAUAAGGAGAAUGUUAUAAAUGUUAAGACGGAUAUUAUGUAAGUAAUUCAACUUAAUAAUGCACUAGUUGCAUUCUUAAAUUCAGUUAUUGUGAAAAAUGUACUGAAAGUAGUUGUAUUAAAUGUAAUCAUGGAUAUUAAUUUGAUCAUUAAAAAAAAGAAUGUUUAUAUCUCUCAGAUAAAGUUUAAAAUAAUGGGAAUACAGGAAUAUAAUGCCCAACGGGAUGUUAAUAAUGUACAUAAUCAGGAGAAUGCAUAAAAUGUAAUUAAGGUUUAAUUUUAGAUAAUACAACUAAAAAAUGUGUUACUUGUUUUUAAAAAUACAAUUAUUGUAUAAUGUGUACGGAAUUUGAAUGCACUCAAUGUCUUUCUGGAUAUGAAUAUAAUUAGAAAUCAAAAAAAUGCGCAAAAGUCCCGUCUUUCAGAUUAUUAAAAUAGGUUUAAGGCGAUAUUUAAUAAUAUAAUAGUUAUUAAGGAGUCUUUAUUUUUAUUAUUGGUUAUGUUAUAUUCGGAUUAGUAAUAUGA
Ichthyophthirius multifiliis is the source of this 2808-nucleotide messenger RNA. RefSeq names its product leishmanolysin family protein, putative. Gene Ontology annotation, biological process: proteolysis; cell adhesion. Gene Ontology annotation, cellular component: membrane; cytoplasm. Lineage: Eukaryota; Ciliophora; Oligohymenophorea; Hymenostomatida. The record is from RefSeq and is a predicted model, not a curated record. Gene Ontology annotation, molecular function: metalloendopeptidase activity. The transcript has 2 exons.